UGCAGGUCACCUUUUGGCUCUCUGUGCCAAAGAUUUUGAAUCCUCCCCUACUUCUUUGAGAGCACCAGCAUCUGUGGCUCUUGGUCAUCUGGCAGGAACGGUGCCUCAGCCUCGAGGCGCUGACCAUCUCCCCUGCAUUCUGAUUCCUCUCCUUCGGCCUCUGCAACUCGUGGAAGAGGAAUGAAACAGGAUUAGAAUCCACUGGUGGGUCAGGGACUGGUGAUGCUGUUCCCCAGCCUCCCAGAGGACGCCUGAGCGUGGCGUUGCCGUAGCGACGGCUCCUGCUUCUCCUUAGAUAAGACGGGCAAGAGCGUCAGCUGCAGCCCCAGACCGUCCAGUGAGCCUCGACGCCAAACCGCACCUUCCUCACCACCUCGCACCGCUUUUAUCUUCAAAGAAGGAGAAAAGCCUAUUUCAAUGAUGUCAACAGAAUGUGUUCAGCCACUUGAUAUGCCAGAUGACAGACUGGAUAAGCGAGAUUCACAGUGUAACCAUUUAGAAGAUCUUUCAGAGCAGCUGAUUAAGAGCUGUGACCUCAAAAAAAUCCCAAGAAAAGGUAAAACCAUCCUAGUUUCCCAAAACGCUGAACAGGAGCAAAAAAAGCCAAGGAGAAAAGAUACACCAGCUUUGCACACUCCACCACCUCUAACAGGCAUACUUUCAGACUUUUCUGAUAAUAUGCUGAAAAGGUAUGGUAUCACAGAGAAGCCACAGAGAGAGAGAGUGAGUCCAGUCUCUCAGAUCACUGAACUGGAGCAGAAAAAGCCCAGAAGAAAAGAUACACCUGCAGUACACAUCCCACCUUUGAUAAUAGGCACUAAGCUGUUUACAGAAGAACAAACAGUGAUUAUGGAAGACGAAGAAAAGGAUGGCGACACAAUCCACAGUUAAGAUUACAGUGAUAUUUCCAAUAAUGCAGUGUAAAUAAUUCUGGGUCAUUCAAAGUGGCAGCACAUAGAAAAGAAAGUUCUUUCAUUUUUAUAAAU
Messenger RNA from Neopelma chrysocephalum (saffron-crested tyrant-manakin), 986 nucleotides. It is a transcript of the gene PPP1R17, whose product is annotated as protein phosphatase 1 regulatory subunit 17. Gene Ontology annotation, biological process: regulation of phosphatase activity. NCBI's taxonomy places the organism in Eukaryota, Metazoa, Chordata, Aves, Passeriformes, Pipridae. The transcript has 5 exons. The coding region runs from base 418 to 891 and encodes 157 amino acids. The record is from RefSeq and is a predicted model, not a curated record. Gene Ontology annotation, molecular function: protein phosphatase inhibitor activity.